Molecule: messenger RNA, 3552 nt
Organism: Seminavis robusta
Lineage: Eukaryota; Bacillariophyta; Bacillariophyceae; Naviculales; Naviculaceae
Source: the annotation of a GenBank genome assembly
AUGAAGCCGAGUAUGAAGAGCAUCGAAACCGCGGACGACUGGUCCGACAAGGAUCACGAUGAUAACAUGGACAAGCUGCAGGACAGCUGGAAGGACGACGAGGAGGUGGAUUACCACCACAGCUCCUCUCACAUGAGCAAUCGCACGGACGACUCCACGUUCAGCGACAGCGGCCACGAGUUGGCCAAAGGAGAGACCCGAGCGGUGCUGGGAUUGCGUGUGGUUGUCAUUCUCGUGUUGAUUUGUGCCGCCAUUGCCAUUACCCUCGUGGUCUGGUUCACCACCACCAAGACUCAGGACGACGACUUGGCGUCCAACUUUGAGGGUGCCGCCACGAAACUCCUCGAGAGUUUCCGUCAAAUCGUCGACACCAAACUCGGGGCGGUGGCAGGACUCAGCCAACGCUCCGCAUCGACACGCAGUUUGUCGGGGGUCCUCUUCUUUGAACUCUUGCCGUUCGUGUCCAUCGAGAACCGCGAGACAUGGGAAGAAUACUCUGUCGCGAACAAAGGAUGGCUCGACGAGGGGAGAGCCUACCAGAAAUCGAUUGGGAUGGAUCUGUUUGCACUGGCUGGGGACGAACUCAGUAGCAGUACCAGCCACAACGUCGACGGGGUCACGCGUCGUCUCGCCGAGUCGGAACUGAACUUUACCACUGGCGCUUCAGGGGACUCUCCCAUUGCGGACAAGAUUUGGAUGUUCCACGAAGAGACGUUCGAGCCCGUUUCGGACUAUUCCGAGGGCCCCUGGUUUCCAAUCUGGCAAAGUUCUCCCGUCCUCAAGGCACCCAGAGACCUGUCCAACUGGAACGUCCUCCACUUCCCCGCAUAUGGCAACUACCUGGCGUUCGCGGCAGAAACCGCACAAGCCGUCAUUGGAGGCAUGGCCACGUCACCACCCGGAGACAUGAACCACAACGAUCUCACGACCAGCUUCUUUGCCUACAUUGCGAGCUACACGGCGGGAGAGCCCGUCGAAUAUGCCGGAGACCCCUUUUCCAGCUUUUACAUUCCCGUCUUUGAUACGUUUGACGAGGACCGCCAACUCGUCGCCGUCAUUCUCGGAGUCCUCCAAUGGGCAGACUAUUUCAUCGACGUCCUUCCUCCCAAUCUCCCUCCUGUCGCGGUCGUCAUUGAGAAUACCUGCGAAGGAGCUUUCUCAUUCGAAGUUAGUGCCGAUGAAGUCACCUAUUUGGGACCAGGAGACCUUCACGACGAACGUUACCAAGACAUGACCCAGUCGUCCGGCUUCAAUUCCGUCAUCAAGCAAGGGAGUCUCGAACUGGGACUCAACCAGAGUUUGUGCGAAUAUACCCUUCACGUGUAUCCCACGGAAGAGUUCCACAACGAAUACAAGGACCACAUGCCCCUCUUUAUCACUCUCAGUGUGGCGGCCGUCUUUUGUUUUGUCGUCUUUCUGUUUCUCCUGUACGAUCGACUCGUGGAACGACGCCAAAAAGUCGUUAUGACCACGGCCACCCAGCAAAAUGCCAUUGUCUCGUCAUUGUUUCCCUCCCAAAUCAAGGACCGGCUCUUGGAAGCACAGGGAAGCGGUGACGCCAGCAAGGGCAUGGCACUGUCGCAAAACGGUGAUGCGAUGGGCCGACCCUUGGCCGAUCUCUUUCUGGAAACGACCGUCCUCUUUGCCGAUAUCAGUGGCUUUACCGCAUGGAGCAGCAUUCGAGAACCAACCAUGGUCUUUACGCUCUUGGAGAAGUUGUACUCUGAGUUCGACAAGAUCGCCAAGCGAUGGCGCGUAUUCAAGGUCGAAACGGUGGGGGAUUGUUACGUGGCCGUGGCGGGGUUGCCCGAAGCCAAUCCAAAGCAUGCUGUGGUGGUGGCACGCUGUGCCGCAGACAUUGUCAAGAAGAUGAAGACCUUAACCCGAGAUCUGGAAAUCUCUCUGGGAGGAGGGACUGGUGAACUCGGACUCCGUGUAGGCAUCCACAGUGGACCAGUAACAGCUGGAGUGCUGCGUGGGGACCGAGCCCGCUUCCAGUUGUUUGGGGAUACCAUGAACUGCUGUUCGCGCAUAGAGACGAGUGGGGAAGCUGGUCGAAUUCAUUGUUCCAUGGAAACUGCCGAGCUUCUCAAGAAGGAGGGCAAAGAAGCUUGGCUAGAAAAGAGGGCUGGCGGAUGCCAUUUGAAGGGACUGGGAGAGAUUGAGACGUACUGGAUCAACAUCAACACAAGCCCAAGGUACGGUGAUGGAAGCUCCCGCGAGUCCGAGUCGGAUGCGGUUACUAUGCAAGAGGGUGCUCUUUAUGGCAUGAACGAAAAGAAGCAACGAUUGAUCUUGUACAACGUUGACCUUUUGCUGAACCUGAUGAAGAAUGUGGUAGCCCAAAGGGGUACCGGUAGCAAGAAACAGGCAACGAAUUCGACUAUCAAGAGAUCCUCCUCCCACGAUGGUUCUACUCCUAUUGAACCCAGGACCCUGCCUUUGGACGAGGUGGCCGAGAUCAUUCAUCUGCCAGACAAGCCAUCUGCUCAGCAGAACCCAGCCAACGUCGUCAUUCCCAAGGAGGUGGAAGACGAACUGCGCGAUCUCGUUACUACCAUCGCUGGCAUGUACAGAGACAACGCCUUCCACUCGUUCGAGCAUGCCUCCCAUGUGUUGAUGGCGGUUCACAAAUUAAUGAGCCGUAUCGUGGCGCCAGUCUCUUUUAACCCCUCUGCCGUUAAGGACGAAAAGGAGAUGUACUCUGCUUUGCACGACAACACGUUCGGUAUCACAAGUGAUCCAAUCACUCAGUUUGCAUGUGCCUUUAGUGCGCUGAUCCAUGAUGUCGACCAUGUUGGAGUUUCCAAUGCCCAGCUUGUCAAAGAAGGAGUCCCCAUCGCCAAGCUCUACAAGGAAAGGAGUGUUGCUGAGCAGAACUCGUUGGACCUUUCCUGGAAUCUUCUCAUGAGCGAUCGGUUCACAAAGCUUCGUGAGCUGCUCUUUCCAACCAGGCAAGAUCGUCUCCACUUCCGCCAGCUCGUGGUGAACUCUGUCAUGGCAACGGACAUUGUGGACAAGGAUCUCAAGCAACUGCGAAACAACCGCUGGGAUGUGGCGUUCAAGAAGGGAGAAGGGGCCGAUCAUGUAGAUGAGAACCCCAAGGAUGAGGUCAAUCGAAAAGCCACCAUUGUGAUUGAGCAUAUCAUCCAGGCUGCUGACAUCUCCCAUACAAUGCAGCACUGGCAUGUCUACCGAAGAUGGAACCAGAACCUGUUUGAGGAGUUGUAUGUGGCCUAUUUGAAUGGAAGGAUGGAGAAAGAUCCCGCCACAUUUUGGCAUAAAGGCGAGAUUGGCUUCUUUGAUUUCUACAUCAUCCCUCUGACAAAGAAGUUGAAGGAGUGUGGAGUAUUUGGUGUCUCCAGUGGAGAGUUCCUGAACUAUGCCAUUGCCAACAGGGCUGAAUGGGUACUCAAAGGGGAAGGCAUCGUGGAAGAGAUGAUUCUUACUGUCCGAAAGAAAUAUGGAGACAAGGAAACUGGAUUGAAGUCGAGUGCUCGCUCUGACGAAGUAAGAGCAAGCAGCCUUGGAGUUGGUGGCAUGGCGCCCUAA